AUGAAGGGACGCCCUAUUGAUCAGCUCGUUUAUGAGUGCAUGUUUCCAAAACCAAAAACAGGCGAUCCUCAAAGUUUUCAAGCUUUUCUACAGCGAAGUCUUGUGCCUGAAGUUCGUCAUGAAACUCAAGCAUUCUAUGGUCACUUAACUUCGCAGGAAGCAAAGUACCCCGGGUUAGAUUAUUCGCAUCCGCCGCAUCGAGUUCGAUUAUCGAGAUUUCCAUGGCACAGACGACUAUUUCGAGCCUUUGAUAACUUGAAACUUACGAAUUAUGAAAUUGCGACUUUGACAAAAUGGGAAGGUACACGUUGGGCAAAGGAAAGAUUUGAGAAGGAACAAGGAAUUAUUAUUAGGGAUACAACUGGUGAUGGAAUUGAGGAUUGGGUAUCGCCGGAAUUAAGGCCUGUAAAUGUGCGACCUACAGUGCCAGGGGAUAAAGGGGAGGAGGAAGAAUUAGAAGAUGAUGGAGAAUUGGAGGAGAAUGAGAGAGAGGAAGAUGAUGGAGAAAGUGAUAGUGAAAUUACAAGUGUGGGAACGGCAUUGAAUGAGAGAUUGAGAGCUGCUGCUGCUCAAAGAGAAGCAGGAAAUUUAACUGCACCAAUGGAUGAAGAAUGGGAACAAUGGUUAAAGGAUGCGGUUGAGAGAGGAAACAUUGAUAUCUCAAAUGCCGAAUUGAAUCCGGAUGCCAAUGUCGUGGGUACUCGACCAACUCCUAGUGGAUCACAAGUUUCUGCUCCACCUUCAGGUCAAUUCACGAAUGUUUCCAGAGAAUCGAAUUCAAAUAUGUUAUUCGAAACAAUCGAUAGAACACGCAGUCGACCAAAUACCUUGAAUGAUUAUUAUCUAAGCACCAACUCACAUAUCCGUACAUCACCACGACCUAAUAUUCAGGGUGUUAUCAGUACAAUGGAUAUCGUAAGACGGGAGCCAGGAAGACCAAUAGAAGUGGGCAAUCGAUACGAAUAUGCCACAAGAUCUUCAAGUUCUACUUCUUAA
This is a messenger RNA of Sclerotinia sclerotiorum 1980 UF-70, 996 nucleotides long. RefSeq lists its product as hypothetical. The transcript has a single exon. The record is from RefSeq and is a predicted model, not a curated record. NCBI's taxonomy places the organism in Eukaryota, Fungi, Ascomycota, Leotiomycetes, Helotiales, Sclerotiniaceae. Bases 1 to 996 code for a protein of 331 amino acids.